This is a messenger RNA of Rhinichthys klamathensis goyatoka, 1972 nucleotides long. Its product is annotated as thioredoxin reductase 2, mitochondrial-like. The annotation marks the transcript as partial. The transcript has 7 exons. Gene Ontology annotation, biological process: glutathione metabolic process; cell redox homeostasis; cellular response to oxidative stress. The record is from RefSeq and is a predicted model, not a curated record. Lineage: Eukaryota; Metazoa; Chordata; Actinopteri; Cypriniformes; Leuciscidae. Gene Ontology annotation, molecular function: flavin adenine dinucleotide binding; glutathione-disulfide reductase (NADPH) activity. Gene Ontology annotation, cellular component: mitochondrion; cytosol.
GUCUCACUGUAGUCGAGCAGAAGGAAGUUGUUUCUGUGCUUGAGGCAGGAAAAGGGGCUUACGUGUCAGCGCUAACUGUCAUUGCUUUCUUCUCUUUGAGUUUAGGCAGAGCCCCUGAAACCAAGACCCUCAAUUUGGAGAAGGUUGGCGUGGAGAUCAACAAAGAAACUGGGAAGAUAAUUUUGGCCGCUGAUGAAGCCACAUCUGUGCCAAAUAUUUUUGCAAUCGGAGACAUCGGUGAGGGUCGUCCCGAGUUGACCCCGACAGCCAUUCAGGCCGGAAAGCUCCUGGCCCGUAGACUGGUGGGCCAUUCCGAUGAGCUCAUGAAUUAUGAGAAUGUGGCCACUACAGUGUUCACUCCACUAGAGUACGGCUGUGUAGGUCUGUCUGAAGAAGAGGCUGAAAAGAGACACGGCAAAGACCAGAUUGAGGUGUACCAUGCCUUCUACAAACCGCUCGAGUUCACUGUGGCUGAGAGAGAUGCCACUCAAUGCUAUAUAAAGGUGAUUUGUCUACGGGAGGGUGAGCAGCGCGUGCUGGGUCUGCAUUUUACUGGGCCGAACGCCGGUGAGGUCACACAGGGCUUUUCUUUGGGCUUCCAGUGUGGGCUUACCUAUGGACACCUCAGGAACACGGUCGGGAUACACCCCACCUGCGCCGAGGAGCUCACCAAACUCAACAUCACUAAACGCUCCGGUCUUGACGCCACGGUAACGGGCUGCUGAGGUUAAGCAUCCCUUCCCUGAUCACACGAGCACACGGGAACCAGUAAACAGGGUUAUGAUCAUGUGAGUUAUGGAGUUACAGGAAGCAUCUCAUGAAAAUUCAGCAAGUCUCUCUUUCAGUCUUUGCUUUAAAACCUCUUCCGUUUUGAUCUCGUCUGUGUGCACAUCAGGGCCAUAUCUUUGAUCUUCGAAUGACCACAGAAUGCAAAUCUAUUUCAGUUUAAAAUAUGAUAUUUCAUAUGAUAAUUCCAGAGGUCAGUGCUAACAAGUACGUGCUUCUUUACUUUACCUCUAUGAGUCAUCACUUUUAAACCAAAUCCAGGGGAGUUCGGCUAGCUUUUCACCACAAGUGAAGAUAAUCCAAUAAGGUCCUCACGUUUGCUCUACAGAAUACGGUCACAGAUCCAGGUUAGAGCAACACGAACCGCAAGCGCCGCUGCGAACAGAUAAACACGGCCAUAAAUCAGGAUUAAGCCCCCUUUACAGUUUGCUGAAAUAAGAACCGUUGGAGAAAGUGGCCUAAUGUUUCUGAAAUAUAUUCUGCAAAUAUUGUUGUUUCUCUGGUUGUACUUCCUGUCCAUUAGUCAUGCGCCACUCCUGACACUGAUGGAUGGGAUAGGCCCGUCGCUGCGCUGACACCACCCCUUUUCCCAGGGACGUAGACAAACACUCGGUGAGCGGCGUGUCACUCAAACGCAGAACCCGGUCGUGGACAGAGUGAGCGCUUGUUUAGUCCUGGACUUCAGGAGGUUCCCCAGUGCACAGCGGGAGCAGAGAGUACGCAGUACAAUAACAUACUCUCCUGCCCCUGAUGUCUCUGCUUAAAGCCUAAAAGAAGUCAGUACCACCGGCGACCUAAAGGUGGCAGUGUUUGCUUCCUUUUCCCCCGUUCUUCACUCGCACGUGGGGAUAAUAAUCUCAGAGCUGAGUAGUCAUUAUGAAUUCAAGUCACAGUUAAUCACUGGCAGAAUGUUAAGAUUAAUUGAACACUUACUGGGCAUUUAUCGCUCCAUAGGUUUAGCUUAUCUGUUGUUUGUGUACUUGGCUAAUAGCUUUGGCCCAUGGUGCUGCCGCCCGCUUUGAGGGAAGUUAAACUGCAACUAUUCCCAGAAGUUCAAUUCAUUUUGUGACUGGGAAUCUGUGUACUUUCAAACCAGAUAUAGUAUGAAAAGCAUAUGUGCAUUUUGAAACAUACUGAUAUAUAAUAUGUCAGCAGAUGCAAAUCUAAUUGUAAUGCAAGAUUUAAA